Peromyscus eremicus (cactus mouse) is the source of this 1398-nucleotide messenger RNA. It is a transcript of the gene Aig1, whose product is annotated as androgen induced 1. Gene Ontology annotation, cellular component: endomembrane system; membrane. The transcript has 6 exons. NCBI's taxonomy places the organism in Eukaryota, Metazoa, Chordata, Mammalia, Rodentia, Cricetidae. The record is from RefSeq and is a predicted model, not a curated record. The coding region runs from base 60 to 776 and encodes 238 amino acids.
ACGGCGAACCGGCCCGCCCGCCCAGCAAGCAGCCCCGCCGGGCCAGGCCGCGCGCGAACAUGGCGCUUGUCCCCUGCCAGGUGCUGCGGGUGGCCAUCCUGCUGUCCUAUUGCUCCAUUCUGUGCAACUACAAGGCCAUCGAAAUGCCCUCCCAUCAGACCUACGGGGGGAGCUGGAAGUUCCUGACCUUCAUUGAUCUGGUCAUCCAGGCUGUCUUCUUCGGCAUCUGUGUGCUGACUGACCUCUCCACUCUCCUGACCAGAGACAGCGGGAACCAGGAGCAAGAGCGACAGCUGAGGAAGCUCAUCUCUCUCCGGGACUGGACGCUGGCUGUGCUGGCCUUUCCUGUCGGGGUUUUCGUUGUUGCGGUGUUCUGGACCAUCUAUGCCUAUGACAGAGAGAUGAUAUACCCAAAAUUGCUUGACAACUUCAUCCCAGGGUGGCUGAACCACGGAAUGCACACAACGGUUUUACCCUUUAUAUUAAUCGAGAUGAGGACAUCCCACCAUCAGUAUCCCAGCAGGAGCAGCGGACUCGCCGCCAUAUGCACCUUCUCCGUGGGCUAUAUAUUAUGGGUGUGCUGGAUACAUCAUGUCACCGGCAUGUGGGUGUACCCUUUCCUGGAACAUAUUGGCUCAGGAGCUAGGAUCAUCUUCUUUGGGUCAACAACAAUUCUAAUGAAUUUCCUGUACCUGCUUGGAGAAGUGCUGAACAACUAUAUCUGGGAUACACAGAGAAGUAUGGAAGAAGAGAAAGAGAAACCUAAGCUGGAAUAAGAUCCAAGUCAGAAAGGAGAAGCAGGAAGGAGCUACCCUUGAAUUCUUUUGGCCCUGGGCACCAGCAGUGAGGAGACAGAACUUCAAAGGGGCCAUGGCAUCAACCCUGUCUCCCUGACCCUGCCGGAGGAUAACUUUUAUAUUCAAAUAUGUGCAAAGUAGGAUGCGUUGCUUUCGAAGAUAAUUCACCCUUACUGUUUUAAGUACUCUAUUCCAAGUUCAUUAUUGAUGACUUCUUUUCCUCUUUUUCUAGUUUUAAAACUAAAGUUGGUCAUUGAACUUUCAUUUCUGCAAUAAUAACUCCACGUAAUCAAGAAAAAAAUUCGACUUGUGUUUCUUGUUGAGGAAUAUGAUGAAGUUGGAAGGGCUGGUGUGGAUCAAGGCAUUCAUAUUUAGUCUUAAAUGUGGCUGGAGUAAUGACUCUGGGACACAGUAUGGGCCCAAGAGGAGGCAGGAUAGGUGGUUCCUGUAGUGACAGAGUCAUGGUUGCCUCAGUGAGCAGUGAUAGUCAUAGUAUCAACUUAGUCAAAACCCUGAGUGUGCUUGAAUCUUCCUAUUUAAUCUGUGAAUACUUCCCACAUGCAAACGUUACUGUUAAUAAAGAUCAACCAACCAAACUUGA